Cercospora beticola is the source of this 488-nucleotide messenger RNA. It is a transcript of the gene SEM1, whose product is annotated as proteasome regulatory particle lid subunit SEM1. The record is from RefSeq and is a predicted model, not a curated record. NCBI's taxonomy places the organism in Eukaryota, Fungi, Ascomycota, Dothideomycetes, Mycosphaerellales, Mycosphaerellaceae. Gene Ontology annotation, cellular component: proteasome regulatory particle, lid subcomplex; proteasome complex. Gene Ontology annotation, biological process: double-strand break repair via homologous recombination; proteasome assembly; mRNA export from nucleus.
CGACAUCGAUCAGCCAACACACAGAACACGACACGACAGUCAUCCACAAUGUCCGGCGCACCAGACAACACAAAUCCUGCAAACCCAACUGCAAAAGCUUCGGCCGCAAACGUAUCCGACUCUGACCCGAACGACAAGCCACUUCAGCCACAGAACAAAGCUGCGCAGCUUGAGGAGGACGAUGAAUUCGAGGACUUCCCCGUAGAAGAUUGGGCAAAGGAGGACGAGGUUGGCCAACAGGCUGGCAACACACAUCUCUGGGAGGAGAGCUGGGACGAUGAUGACACGACCGACGACUUUGCAGUGCAAUUGAAGGAGGAGUUGAAGAAGAUGGGGAAAUGAAGAUGCAGGAUGCAUCGGCUUGACCAGAAGCAGUGAUCCUGAUGCGUGCGACCAAGCAGCGAUGGCGAGGCAAACAAACCAGCAGCCCAACGUGGUGGAGUGGUGACCGCACGCCGCCGGGAAACCAGAGAAGCUGCGUUGGGAAA